Molecule: messenger RNA, 1806 nt
Organism: Xiphias gladius (swordfish)
Lineage: Eukaryota; Metazoa; Chordata; Actinopteri; Istiophoriformes; Xiphiidae
Product: cAMP-regulated D2 protein
Exons: 8
Coding region: 1-1806 (601 amino acids)
Molecular function (GO): cholinesterase activity
Source: RefSeq, a predicted model, not a curated record
AUGGAGAGCUGGCACUGUUUGCUGCUGCUGUGCACACUAUGUUUACUGCUGGCCUCUGUACAGGAGACAAAAAAUGAUGACGACAUCGACCUUGUCAGCUUUCUUAGAGGUAUCUACCCUGGGCUGCUAGUGAGAGACAAGCCGCUCAUCAUCAACCGACACUUUGAGAUAAACUCCCUCAAGGAGCUGGGACGCCUGGAAAAGCCAGUCAAUCAGGAUACAAAUGGGGCUCCUGGACCUGUGGUGUCAACCAAAGAUGGCCAGAUCAAGGGGAUUACGGUGGAUAAGGCCCAUAUAUUCUAUGGGAUACCAUAUGCAGACCCCCCUAUUGGGGCUUACCGCUGGAAGCCCCCCAGACCUGCGAGUCCUUGGCCGGGGGUUUAUGACGCCUCCUUCCCGAGGGCGGCAUGCAUGCAGGCCUGCAACGGACCUAUGGCUGAAGAGUGUCCUAAGAUAGUCAGCGAGGACUGUCUCUACCUCAACAUCUUUGUCCCUCUGGACGUGAACUUCAGCUCCCCUCAGCAGAGCCCACUGCCUGUCAUGGUGUGGAUCCAUGGUGGGGAUUUUAUUGCUGGCUCUGCCUCCAAGCCGCUGUACGAUGGACGCUUCAUCGGUAACUUCACCCACACUGUUGUUGUAAGCAUGGAGUACCGACUGGGAGCGUUUGGGUUCCUCGUGUCGGGCAAAGACCCUCACACCUCCGCUGCAGGAAAUUAUGGGAUCUUGGACCAGCAAGCCGCUUUUCUUUGGGUCCAGCGGAACAUCGCUGUGUUUGGAGGAGAUCCCAGCAAGGUGACAAUAUUUGGAGAGAGUGCAGGUGCUCAGUCAGUGAGUCUUCACCUGAUGAUCCAGAGCAGUAAGCCUCUGUUUAAACAAGCUGUCCUGCAGAGUCUGCCCUUCUCAAUCCCUCUGAAGACCAGACAUGACGCCCUGAAGCUGGGAAAGGACUUUGCUAAACAGACCAACUGCUCUGUGAGCGACAUCCUCUGUCUGCUGUCUCUCACUCCACAGGCCGUCCUGGCCGCCCAGAUCAAAACAAGUUCCAAGAUUGUGAACCCGUUCAGGUUCCUGGAGGUUUUUGAGACGUGGGGUCCGUAUAUCGACGGGGAUUUAAUAAAAGAACAGCCUUUCGUUGCCUUCCAGAAGGGCAACUGGCAGAGAGAGAAGCCCGUGCUGUUGGGUACAACCUCAGAGGAGGGGGUCAUCUUUGUGUAUGGCGUCUUCAAUAAGCCAGUCUCAGCAGUGGAGAGCACCGUGUACAUUACGGCCAUCUUUAAACAACACGCUCUGCGGAUCCUGCACAAGUACCUGCCCCUGUACAGGGAUGCUGACCGCAGGGAUAUGCUAGCUCAGAUUGUCACCGAUUAUGUCUUCCUGUGUCCAUCCAGGAGGUCGGCACGUGCCGGCACAGCAGUGGGCAGCAAGGUGUGGAUGUACGUGUUCGACCACGUGGCAUCAGACCACCGCAUCUGGUCAGGUCUGACUUUCUGCUACCAGCAUGCCUGCCAUGGCGCCGAGCUGCCCUUCCUCUUUGACUCAGCCGCGGUGGCCAACUUCACCCUGUUGCCGCCAGAGAAGCUGCUGUCCAACCGGAUGCUGUGCUAUUGGGGCGCCUUCGCCCACACUGGCGACCCCUCCUCGCGAGUCCAACAGACAACUUUCUGCCGGGAGCAGCGUCUGCCUGUGUGGCCACGUUAUUCCGACACCAGCGGCUGGCUGGUCAUGAACCUAACAGUGCGUUCACACACACAAGUGGGAACCAGGAACCGUAUCUGUGACUUCUGGGACCAACUGGGCACCUACUAG